Messenger RNA from Nomia melanderi (Alkali bee), 4390 nucleotides. Lineage: Eukaryota; Metazoa; Arthropoda; Insecta; Hymenoptera; Halictidae. The record is from RefSeq and is a predicted model, not a curated record.
UUUCUUCCAUCUUAUUUUACCAAUCGCGUUGUGCCACACAAUACAUGGCCUGUGUUCGGUUUGACGAAACGUUUGCAGGAGAGUACGUUGUGUUUUUUAUUACAUUGAAAAAGAUUGAAACGAGCGUGUACCCAUGCUCAGUGGUUUAAAAACGUUCAUCCCUCUUUUAUCCGGCUGAUUUAUUUCGAACAUACAUAAAAAGUAANUCUAAAUAAUCUAAUGACAUCCAUUUUAUGGUUAUUAUUAAUUACUCUUGCCAUUUUUAUUAAUACUGGCAAUGGAGUUGCUGUUAUGAGUAUUGACAUUGGAAGUGAGUCAAUGAAAGUUGCCAUUGUUUCGCCUGGUGUUCCUAUGGAAAUAGCUCUUAAUAAAGAAUCAAAGCGGAAAACACCAGUUACAAUUGCUUUCCGAAAUGGGGAAAGAACUUUUGGAGAAGAUGCUCAAGUAGUAGGAAUUAGGUCACCUCAAAAUAGUUUUUCUUAUAUAUUAGAUCUUCUAGGAAAGUCAAUAGAAAAUCCAAUGGUGCUACAUUACAAGAAGAGAUUUCCAUACUAUGAUAUAAUUCCUGAUUAUGAACAACACACAAUUGCAUUUAAACUUAGUGAAAAUGUUACUUAUACACCAGAGGAGUUACUUGCACAAAUUUUACAUAAGGGAAAAGAGUUUGCAGAGAAUUCAGCUGGUCAAAAGAUCAGUGAAGCGGUAAUAACUGUCCCAGGAUUUUUUAAUCAGGUGGAAAGAAGGGCUCUCAUGCAAGCAGCAGAACUUGCUGGGAUCAAAGUGUUGCAGCUGAUCAAUGAUUAUACUGCUGUUGCAUUGAAUUAUGGAAUUUUCAGAAGUAAAGAAAUAAAUGACACUGCUCACUAUGUAAUGUUCUAUGAUAUGGGGGCAAGUAGUACAACUGCAACAGUUGUCAGUUAUCAGAAUGUAAAAACAAAGGAGAAGGGAUUUGUUGAGACUAAUCCACAUGUUACUGUCUUGGGUGUUGGUUAUGAUCGUACUUUAGGAGGGCUAGAAGUGCAAAUUAGAUUGCAACAUCACUUAGCUAAAGAAUUUGAUGCUUUAAAUAAAACAUCGAGUUCAGUAUUUACAAAUCCAAGAGCUAUGGCAAAACUUUUUAAAGAGGCUGGCCGUGUUAAGAAUGUGUUGAGUGCAAACACAGAGCACUAUGCUCAGAUUGAAGGACUAGUAGAUGAACAUGACUUCAGAGUGCAAGUAACUAGAGAAAAAUUAGAACAACUUUGUUCUAAUAUAUUUGAGCGUGUCACAGAUCCUAUUAAGCAAGCUUUGAAAACAUCAGGUUUGACAAUGGACAUUAUAUCUCAGGUAGUCUUAGUAGGAGCAGGCACUAGAAUGCCAAAGAUACAAGAACAUUUAAGCCAGUAUUUAACAGUAGAAUUAUCAAAAAAUAUCAACACUGAUGAGGCAGCUGUAUUGGGAGCAGUGUAUAAAGCUGCAGACCUUAGUAAAGGCUUCAAAGUGAAGAAAUUUGUUACUAAAGAUGCAGUACUCUUCCCUAUACAAAUCACUUUUGAUAGAAUUGUUGAUAAUAAAGUGAAACAAGUUAAAAAGUCACUGUUCAGUAAAAUGAAUCCUUAUCCACAAAAGAAAAUAAUCACAUUUAAUAAAUUCACGGAAAAUUUCCAAUUUGAUAUUAAGUAUGCUGAAUUGGACUAUUUACCUUCUAAUGAAGUAGCUGUUAUUGGCGACAUAGAUUUUGCUACUAUAACUUUGUCUGGUGUACCUGAAGCUUUAGAGAAACAUGCUAAGGAAGGAGGAGAAAGUAAAGGAAUUAAAGCUCAUUUUGCUAUGGAUGACAGUGGCAUACUUAAUUUGCUGAAUGUAGAACUGGUAUCAGAAAAAACGAGUUCAGCUCCUGAUGAAGAAGAGGGUACUUUCUCAAUACUUGGCUCAACUAUUAGUAAACUUUUUGCAGGCUCAGAAGAUAAAGAUAAAGAAACGAAAACAGAAGAAUCUUCGAAGGAAGACGUAAAACCCGUUCAUGAAGAACCGGAAUACCCUGAAAUUCAAAAAGAAUCAGAAGAUAAGACGAAGAAAAAGAAUGAAUCAGCAGUUACAGAGGAUAAAACGGCAAACAAAACUGAAAAGACGGAGAAAGAGAAAAAGUCUACUAUUGUAACAAUCAAAGAACCUAUUAAGGCUGAGGAAGUCAAAUGGGGACCUCAGAUCCUUUCCGGAGAUAAGUUAACCGAGUCUCGUGAAAAAUUACGCCGUCUGGAUGAAUUCGACUUUGAGAAAACUAAACGUGAAACGGCUUUAAAUAACUUGGAAACAUUUAUAAUUGACGCACAGCAGAAAUUAGAUUCCGAGGAAUACAAAGUUGCUUCCACCCCUGAAGAAACAGAAAAUAUAUUAAAAGCGUGUGCGGAAAUAUCUGACUGGUUAUACGAGGAUGGAUUCACUGCGUCCGCAGAAGUGUUCGAAGAAAAAUUAGCAGAACUUCAAAAAUUAACUAGGGACUUGUAUGAACGUGUCUAUGAAUAUACGAAAAGACCAGAAGUAUUAAAAGGCAUGACUUCUAUAUUAAAUGCUAGCACAAAAGUUUUAAGUAAUAUGCGUAACUUAAGUCAAACAGGUGAUAUUUUCACUCAAGUUGAGAUUGAAAUGUUAGAAAAAGUAAUUAACGAAACUCAGGAAUACUAUGAUAAUGUUGUUAAGUCUUAUGCUGAAACGCCUCUCCAUGAACCGGUGAAGUACAAAAUUCGUGAUAUUACAAACACAAUGGCAGUACUCGACAGAGAAAUGAAGUAUCUUGUUAAUAAAGCUCUUAUUAAUAAUAAGACAUGGAAACCGAAACAAGAUGCAACAACGAAUCAGACGGAAAAUGCAAAUGAAAAUGCCACAGAUACGAAUGACGGAUCGCAGGCUGAAACUGAUUCAAAAUCAACAAGCGACUCUCAGACAGAGAAGCUCACGGAAGAAAGUACAGUGUCCGACAAUGAAGAAGUACAAAAUGAAAAGCCAGUAGAGGAAGAUGCAUCGGAAGACUCGAUACCAGAAGAGAAAGAGACUCCGUCGAGUCACGAUAGUGCCCAAGAAGGGGCGCAUCAAGAACUUUAAGGAAAGGAAAUUUAUUUAAAAGUGUGUGACUUUUUAUGAUUGACCGAUUGCGCUUCGGUUGAUAAAUUAGGCAAUUUACUAUGUUGUAGGGCAGGAUUACGAGAUGCAUUUAAAGAAACCUAAAUCAAAGUCACGAAAUUGUAUUAUUGUCGCUGAACGAAUUAUUUCGCAAAUGUGAAUAUUGAAAUGUUGUUCUAUUUAAUUAAAUACGUUUGUAUGAGAGUCUAUGAAAUCAAUUUAUUCAUUUCUUCAUACAGGAAAGUAAAUAAAAUCGAUACUUCACAGUGUCUCACAUACAGAAAACGAAAACAAUCGUAAUGUUUAUAUAAAGGAUUUUAUGUUUUAAGUGCCAAGUAGUUGAAAGCUAUUCGGGAUUGUAUUUAACAUGAUGUAAAUUGCGAAACAAUUUCAGAUAAUUACGACACAAUCAAACAGCACUGUAUUUUGCAGUAGAACAUUUCUUAUUGAAGUCAUUAUUUACAAAUGACAAAAUAUUCUACUUGGUCAGAUUUCAGUUCGUAUGAAUACAAUAUUUAAUUGUGAUACUUCUUGAUACUAUAUUCCUAAACAUGCUGUACGCUAUAGCUUAAAGCUGAUUUUUUUAUCAACAUCUACAUCGAGCGUCAUAAUUACUUACAUACAUACAUUCAUACAUACGAGGUGAUGUCUUUAUCAAUAAGAAUGUAAUGUUUUACUCUGUAUUGUUCAUUCCUGAUUAAUUCAUCCUCACUACAAGAUGCCUAACUUCUAUGAAUCGUACGUGUGUUCCACUGUACCGAUAGUAUAAUUCAUUUUAGAAUAUGAUGCUAAUAUACUGAAUUUUGUAACUGUUUAAUGUAUACUAUUUAUUCUAUGUACUCAUGGUACUAAGCGAGCUAAAUCUGUUUCUAAUCAUGUUAUUCAAGAAUUCGAUAAUCCUUUCGAAUCAUUCCAAUGAUUACAUAUGUAAUUUAAAGUCCUCGAUUGUGUUAUUAUUAUUAAAUUUUGGGAAAAUAAAACAAUGUGUAAGAUAUUAAUGAAAUUAGUACUGAUAUAAAUCAGUGCAAUGUCUUUGGAUUAUAUUAUUGCAAAGAAGGCAUAGAUAUCUUACAAAAGUCUUCCUAUAGUCGACACAAUUUGAUCUUAUUUAUCUUACGGUAUUAUUUAAGACAGUGUUAUUAUUAAUUAUGUACAAUUCGUAUAUAUAUUUUAAGGAAAUAGAUAUUUAUAUACUGUACACGUUAUUAUUAUUAAGAUGUUUUUCUUUCGCUUGUUUUUGUAUUCCAAUUAUUAGCAUUGGUAUUGAUCACGUUAAAAUGAAAAAAAAAUU